AUGCAGCCAAAAGCGACAGCGUCUACUGAUACAUCUAGUCGAUUACCUUCUCCUGAUUUCUCGACAUUUACACCGGACGAACUUGAACAAUUAGAAGAUGUUCUACAGAAGCAAGUGCUCAUUGAAUGUGAGCGCAAUCAACGAUUAUCCGGCCUACGGCGCACGAUGGUACAUCUACAGCAAACAAUCAGCAAUGAAUAUCAACGACAACGACCGUAUUCGUCAAAUAGUACUUCGCCGGUACAACAAAAUCAAACCUGUUUAUCAUCAUCAGAUAUAAUUCAGUGUUACAUUUGUUAUUCCACAAUUGACGUUCAGUCCAAUCAGUUACCGCUAUCACCACCCGUCCUGUGUGCCGAUUGCCAUCAACCGGUUUGUCGACGGUGCGGUAAUUAUACUUCACCUGAGCUAAUCCGAGCGCAUUAUGAAAGUAAUACUGAAAAUCAAAGUGUUACAUCGAAAUGGCGUUGUCGGAUGUGUAUUGUACGACGUGAAGUGGUCAGGAAAUCGGGUAUGUUCUUCGAAUGGAAAAUCUAA
This is a messenger RNA of Adineta ricciae, 537 nucleotides long. NCBI's taxonomy places the organism in Eukaryota, Metazoa, Rotifera, Eurotatoria, Adinetida, Adinetidae. The record is from the annotation of a GenBank genome assembly.